AUGGUCCAGGAAAGCGACAUCAAGCCCUGGCUUCGACCAGCGGCGGGCAGCUACACACUCUACAACGCCAAUGUCGUUGAUGUCGCCGCCGGCACGAUCCUCAAGUCUACGACCGUCAGGAUCUCUCGGGGGAAAAUCGCCUCCAUUACGCCAGCCUCUCCCUCCGACAAGUCCUCGUCGUCAUCCUCGUCUUCAUCCUCAGACACCAUCUUCAUCGACUGCACAGGCCAGUACCUCUCCCCCGGGCUGAUCGACUGCCAUGUCCACCUGAUCGCCGUACCCGGCUUCACCUCGCUCUCGCAAGCCUUUGGCAACCCGGACUCGGUCAGCCUCCUCCGCCAGCCCUACGUCUGCGCCCAGAUGCUCCACCGGGGCUUCACGUCCGUCCGCGACUGCGGCGGCGCCCACCUGGCCAUCAAGGAAGCCAUCGCGGACGGCGUCUUCCCCGGCCCGCGGCUCUUCAUCGCCGGCCACGCGCUCAGCCAGUCGGGUGGCCACGCCGACUACCGGAGCCCGCACGACCACUCGAUGUGCUGCGGCGGCGCGCACACCAUGAUGGGCCGCGUCUGCAACGGCGAGGCCCAGUGCAUGCAGGCCGUCCGCGAGGAGAUCCGCGCCGGGGCCGACUUCAUCAAGAUCAUGGGCAGCGGCGGCGUGUCGAGCCCCACGGACAAGAUCGACCACCUCCAGUUCACGCCCCGCGAGAUCCGGGCCAUGGUCGAGUGCGCGAGCAACGCGGGGACGUACGUCACGGCCCACGCGUACACGGUCGAGGCGAUCCGGCACUGCAUCGACAACGGGUGCCGCGGCAUCGAGCACGGCAACUUCCUCGACCGGGAGACGGCGCUGAUAAUGAAGGAAAAGGGGUGUUUCCUGACGCCCACGCUGAUCACGUAUGAUCAGAUGGCCUCGGAGAAGUGGUCUGGCUACCUGCCACCGGACGGGCAGAGCAAGAACUCUGAGGUUCUGGAUGCUGGGUUGCGGGCACUCAAGAUUGCGUCAGAGGCCGGGGUCACCAUCUGCUACGGCUCAGAUCUGCUCGGACCGCUGGGCGCCGCGCAGACGGGAGAAUUCAGGCUGAGGGCGAAGGUGUUGAGCUCGCUGGAGGUGCUAAGGAGCGCCACAAUCAACGCGGCGAGGCUCAUCAACCAAGAGACGAGCUUGGGGCAGAUCAAGGAGGGCUUCGAGGCGGACAUGUUGUUCCUGGGCGCGGAUCCUCUCGAAGAUGUCACGAUACUGGACAAGCCGGAUGACUACGUCCAUGGUGUCAUGAAAGCGGGCCGGAUCUACAAGAGUCGGUCGGCACGGUUAGUGGAAGAUGCAGAAGUACCAGUCAAGGUCAAGGCGUCGUUGUAG
Microdochium trichocladiopsis is the source of this 1356-nucleotide messenger RNA. RefSeq lists its product as uncharacterized. The coding region runs from base 1 to 1356 and encodes 451 amino acids. Gene Ontology annotation, molecular function: hydrolase activity, acting on carbon-nitrogen (but not peptide) bonds. The transcript has a single exon. The record is from RefSeq and is a predicted model, not a curated record. NCBI's taxonomy places the organism in Eukaryota, Fungi, Ascomycota, Sordariomycetes, Xylariales, Microdochiaceae.